UUGCUUAACCAACUGAGCCACCCAGGCGCCCCGGACUGAAUAUUCUUGACAUAUCACAUAGGCAACUGAACAAAUAUAAGGUCUGAAUAUUGCUGAUCUUUAAAGAAAAACCAAAUAAUUCUGAAAUGUUCUCUACAUAGGCUGAAAAUUUUUUCAGAAGAAAGCGUACCACUCUUUGGCCCCCCCUUGCCAUCCCCACCGGUGUUUACAGACCACCAGGAAUUCAGGGACUUUUUGCUAGUGAAAUUAAUUAAUGGUGAAAAAGCCACUUUGGAAACCCCAACAUUUGCCCAGAAACGUCGACGUACUCUGGAUAUGUUGAUUCGAUCUUUAUACCAGGAUUUGAUGCCAGAUUUGCAUAAGAACAUGCUCAAUAGACGAUCUUUUAGUGACGUCUUACCAGAGUCACCCAAGUCUGCACGGAAGAAAGAGGAGGCCCGCCAGGCAGAGUUUGUUAGAAUAGGGCAGGCACUAAAACUGAAAUCCAUUGUGAGAGGGGAUGCUCCGUCAAGCUUGGUGGCUUCGGGGAUCUGUAAAAAAGAGCCUUGGGAGCCGCAGUGUUUCUGCAGUGAUUUCCCUCACGAAGCUGUGUGCGCGGAUCCCUGGGGCCAGGCCCUGCUGGUUUCCACUGAUGCUGGCGUCUUGCUAGUGGAUGGCCUGGUUCCACUGUAUCCCAUUAGCGUCUGCUUAAUUUCAUUAGACCUACCCCCUUGGGAGUCUGCUUCUAUCAAGGUCGCUAUUAAAACUCAAGGUCCUCUGUAUUCUAAGUGCAGCAAAAGCUUCUUUGAAGGGAGACUAAAUGCUGAUGAAAGAUGCCAUGACCAUUUGUUUUGGGUUUGCAGAGAAAAUCCAGCUGUAAAAGAUCAGGGCUUCAUAAAGAGAUUACAAGAAGGAAAACAUGGCUAUGAAAGUCAUUAAAGUUACAUGUCACUUUCUCAAAUCCUUGCUUCCUCCCCCUUCCUGUGCUACCUGUUCAGCCACCUGAGAAAGAUUUGAUGGAGAAUAAAUGCUAAUUUAUUCUGUACACAGUAUCCCUCUGUCUUAAAUGUCAGACGAAGCGCUUCUGUCGUUUAUGAAUUCCUUACAGUAUUGUUUCGUGCGGUGGCCCCAUCCAUCCAUGGGGGAGCAGUGCUGCUUUUAGGCUAAGAAUACAGGCUUUGUCCCCGCACGGACCUGGGUUCCACAUGUUCAAGAUGUGACCCUGGACAAGCUAUUAGCACCUCUGAGCCUCAGAUCCUCCUCUGUUAAAUGGGAGUAUUAGAAGUUCCUACCUAAGAGGGUCGUUGGGGCAUUUCAGUUAAUAACGUGUGAAGCGCUCAGCCCUGAAGCCUGGCAUGCAGGAUGCCCUCCGUGUAUGUUAGCUGCCGCUCACAAAAUGAAAUAACCAGGGCGCCUGGGUGGCGCAGUCGGUUAAGCAUCCAACUCUUGG
Molecule: messenger RNA, 1429 nt
Organism: Leptonychotes weddellii (Weddell seal)
Lineage: Eukaryota; Metazoa; Chordata; Mammalia; Carnivora; Phocidae
Source: RefSeq, a predicted model, not a curated record